Molecule: messenger RNA, 1873 nt
Organism: Seriola dumerili (greater amberjack)
Lineage: Eukaryota; Metazoa; Chordata; Actinopteri; Carangiformes; Carangidae
Gene: kazn
Product: kazrin, periplakin interacting protein
Exons: 9
Coding region: 390-1754 (454 amino acids)
Source: RefSeq, a predicted model, not a curated record
UGCGGGGAGCACAUUUCACGGGGGCAGUGCUGGCUCUCUAACACUCACACACACACACACACUCACACACACUCAUGCAGUUACGGAACUCCCGGACACACACACAGGCAUGCUCGCACACUGACACACUCCCACCAUACAGACACUAUCUCCAGUGCGUACUCUCCUCUCCAGCAGAUACACAUUACCCCUGAGCCGGAUGCCUCUCUUUAACGGACAGGAACAAACUGCUUUGAGGAUUUAACUUGGCUUUCUCAUAAAAAGGGAGCGAGAACAGACAGAAAAGGAGGGGUUUGUUUGGGAACACCUUCUUCCGUGGGAAAUGGUCAACUUGUCAGCAUGACACCUUGUCUGGAUUCCCCUCUCCUCCUCAGGCAAAAAUCCUGAAAAUGAUGGAUGACAACAAGCAGUUGGCCCAGCGCAUCGAUGGUGCAAUCCAGUCAGCCAGCCAGGAGGUGACCAACCUGCGGUCAGAGCUGAGCGCCACCAGCCGAAGACUGGCCGAGCUGGGGGCAACCGACUCCUCUGCCAGCAUGGUUGAGACCCUGCAGCACAACCACAACGAUCCCUCUCCCCAUCCGAGGCAGAAGCCUCCAGCCACUGACCUCAGCUACAAGACUGAAAUCAGCAGCCUCAUGGACUUCAACUCUCCAGAUGCCUCCCUGGACAAAGUCCUGCUGCGUGAGGAGGUGGCCCAGCUCCAGGAGGAGGUGCACCUGCUCAGGCAGAUGAAGGACAUGUUGAGUAAGGACCUGGAGGAGACCCAGGGAGGCUGCUCAGCCGACGUGCUCUCCGCCACCGAACUCCGUGUGCAGCUGGCUCAGAAGGAGCAGGAGCUGGACAGAGCCAAGGAGGCCCUGCAAGCCAUGAAGUCGGACCGUAAGCGUCUGAAGGCAGAGAAAGCAGACCUGGUGAACCAGAUGCAGCAGCUUUAUGCCACACUGGAGAGCCGGGAGGAGCAGCUCCGCGACUUCAUACGCAACUAUGAGCAGCACAGAAAAGAGAGCGAGGAUGCGGUGAAGGCACUGGCCAAGGAGAAGGACCUGUUGGAGAGAGAGAAGUGGGACCUGCGGCGGCAGACCAAGGAAGCCACAGAGCAUACGGGGAUGCUGCGCUCUCAGCUCGACCUCAAGGAGAACCGCAUCAAGGAGCUGGAAGCUGAACUGGCCAUGAUGAGUAACUGUGUCAAUCAGAGAAUGGAGUUCCGGGUGUUUGAGCGGCUUGCGGACAGGGACUACUCUUCUAGGGUCAUGGCGGCCAAACAGUCACUAGCCACCCUGACCAAGGACGUGCCCAAGCGUCACUCUCUGGCCAUGCCCACGGAGACGGUUGUCAACGGCAACAACCAGGAGUGGGUGAUGCAGGCUGACCUCCCCCUGACUGCUGCCAUCAGACAGAGUCAGCAGACCCUCUAUGUCCACACAGGGCAUCCCACUGACAGGCAAGUGGCUGCCGUGCGGGUGAGCCCAUGCCACUCGCGCCAGCCCUCCAUCAUCUCCGACGCCUCAGCGGUGGAGGGAGACCGGUCAUCCACACCCAGCGACAUCAACUCACCACGUCAUCGGACUCACUCCCUCUGCAAUUCCCUAGAAGAUCUGGAGGAGGCGAAGCGUAAGAAGAAGAAAGAGAAGAUGGGGCUGGGCUCUUUGUCGCGUGUCUUCGCCCGGGGAAAGCAGCGCAAGUCCCUCGACCCUGGUUUGUUUGAUGGUACUUCAACACCUGAUUAUUACAUAGAGGAAGAUGCAGACUGGUAAAGCACACAUGUCCGAGCGAACCAGCUGGAGAGCCAUUAUGGCAAUUAUCAGAAGACAUAAUUGUUUUGACGUGUGUGUGUGUGUGUGCGCGUGCGUGCGUGCGUGCGUGCGUGCGUGCG